Postia placenta MAD-698-R-SB12 is the source of this 873-nucleotide messenger RNA. RefSeq lists its product as hypothetical. Bases 1 to 873 code for a protein of 290 amino acids. The record is from RefSeq and is a predicted model, not a curated record. Gene Ontology annotation, cellular component: cytoplasmic exosome (RNase complex); nuclear exosome (RNase complex). NCBI's taxonomy places the organism in Eukaryota, Fungi, Basidiomycota, Agaricomycetes, Polyporales, Adustoporiaceae. Gene Ontology annotation, biological process: TRAMP-dependent tRNA surveillance pathway; U5 snRNA 3'-end processing; U1 snRNA 3'-end processing. The transcript has 6 exons.
AUGGCCGCACCCUCAACGUCUGCAGCAGCAGCCUCGACCGCCGAGCAGGAUGCCCUCCGCGCGUCCACCUUCCAGCGCCUGCACCCCAAAGUCUACCUCGAACGCUUCCUCGCCGAGGGCGUCCGCCCCGACGGCCGCGAGUUUGGCGAGUGGCGCGACGUCUCCGUCAAUGUAGGAUCCAUAUCCACAGCAGACGGCUCUGCGCUAGUGCGCAUGGGCGACACGACCGUCGUGUGCGGCGUCAAAGCCGAGAUCGCGGAGCCUGAACUUGACAGCCCGGGGGACGGUUUCCUCGUACCCAACCUAGACCUUCCCGCCAUUUGUCAUCCAAAGUUUAAGCCCGGCCCGCCAACAGAGGAAGCGCAGGUGCUCUCCGACCGGCUGAAUGACGUCCUCGUCGCGUCAGGCAUCGUCCCGCUCCCUUCCCUCUGCAUCGAACCCGGCAAGGCGGUGUGGGUGCUCUACGUCGACGCGACGUGCAUCAACUACGACGGGAAUGCGUUCGACGCGACGCUCCUCGCGAUGGUCGCGGCCCUAAGAAACACACGCCUCCCAAAGGCGCGGUACGAUGAGGAAACGGGCCGCACGGUCUGCUCACGGAUGGAGCGCAUACCGUUGCCGGCGCCGCGCCUGCCCCUGUCGAUGUCCUUCGGCAUCUUCGACGCCACACAUGUCCUGUCUGACCCGACGUCGUUCGAGGAGCCCCUGCUAGACACAACCAUCUCAGUGGCGGUGGACGAGGCUGGCGGACUCGUCUCCGUGACGCAGCUCGGUCUGGGCAUUGUCGGGAACCAGAGCAUCUUGAUGCAAUGUAUAGCUGCUGCCAAAGAACGGCGGUCAGAACUCGGCAAACGCGUGUCCAAUACAUCGUGA